CUAUUUAGUAUGCAACAAGUUUAAAAUUGCGGCAUUAUAAUAACGCUUACCGUAGUAGCUUUGCUUCUAGAAAAUUGUUAAAUGUAGUUAGUUAAAACGUCUUAAGAUUUAAAAAUAAUUUGUUUAAGCACAUUUUUAUUAAUAAUUUGGUCAUAUCAGUUCAGGGCUUCUUAUCUCUGACUCCUUAUCAAAUAAUUCGUUCAGUGAGGAGCGUAUAAUAAGCGCCGUUAAAUUAUAAUAUACAUGUGCACGUUGAGUGUUACUUCAGUAUGACUUGGACGUGUAGAAUACUAAUUCAGUUUUAGUUAUUGGUAUGGCAUCGACGGAAGUGGACGUGGCCGGUCGUUGCUGCGCGAAUCUGUCUCGAUACCGUUCAUAUGUGUCGUGUUCGCGCAAAUAGCGUGCUGCCUCCGUACUGCAGACGCCUGCACUUGAUCGUGAAAGUUUAUUACCACUGGCCUCAAACACUAGAACCGUUACUAAAAGAAAUCGCCUUGUUUUGAGAUAAAGGUUGUUUUGUGUGUAAUUUCAGUGGUUAGAUCGGAAUUUACAUUGUCAUGGUGUGGUUUAAUCCAGAAACUUAUAGACAGAUACAUUUUUUGUGUUAGAACUCAGUUAUAAUCGGUGUUUGCAGUUUAACCAUGUGUUUUGUGUGCAGUAUGCAUAGUGGCGUAGAUAAUACUCAUGCUGAAAUCGAUGUUUACGAAUAGGUAGGUAUUACGUCAGAAUAAAUAUUGGUUUUAGCAGAGUGUAAAAUGGUUUGUCAGUUCAGUUCAUUUGUGACUUUACGUCGGAGACAUUGUGCAUAGGAUUCGUAUGUGAUACAAGUGUACAAGUAGAAAGAAUUCGGUCGGCGCUCGGGACUCAUCGCCGGCGUGAAGCGGGCGGAGCAGAUGGUCGCACGUCGCGCGCGUCACGGCGGAGGGCUGUGCGGGCUCGGGCGCGGGGUGCGCGGGCGGCUCGCGCGCCUCGCCGCCGCCGGGCUUCGAUCGCGAGCUCUUCCAGGAGCUGAGCUACCUCCCCGAUGCGGAGCUUCGCGAGUGUCUCGGCGAAUAUCCGGACUUCCUGUACCACGUCGCUCGGGACAAAUUUGGCCGACUAUACUUUCGCGUGAUCAGGACCUUGCUCCUUGAUAGAGUUCUAUGCAGCAACAGGGUGAGCCAAAUGACAAAAACCUACAAUGACAUCGAAGCGGUAACACGGCUCUUAGAAGAAAAAGAGAAAGAUUUGGAGCUGACGGCUCGCAUCGGCAAGGAAUUGUUAACUGCCAAUGGGCGUUUGGAAGCGCGAGUCACCGCGCUCGAGGGGGAGUUGCGAAGCGCACGGGACCACAUCACGCAGCUGAGGCACGACCUCAACGCGAAAGCGGAUCUACUACAGGUGUUAACAAAUGACACAGAGGAGUGUUCGUCCCCCGAGGAGCAGGAGGCGGCCAACGCGGCUCUGCUUCGCAAGCGCACGGGGGCGCUGGAACGGGAGAACCGUGCGCUGCGCGAGGAGGCCACGCGCCUCGCCGCCGGCGCCGACAGCGCAGAGCUGGCUGAGCGACAACUGCUGAGGGACAUCGCGCACCAGCUCGCCAGUGCGAAUUCCGAGGCGAGUGCACUGGGCUCGGAGCUGGUGGAAGAGCGGCAACGUUCGGCAGACCUCCAGCAACAGCUUGAUAGCAUCAAUUCAAGACUCGCCGUCAGCGAAAGAAAUUAUCAACAGUUAAGUGCUGAGCACGAGCACACGUUACGGAUAUUAGAAAUAACAAAAGAAAAUCAAAAUGCUCUCGCCGCAGAACUGGCUGACACGAAGGAGCGUUAUGUGGAAGUGGCAGCUCACCUCGCAGAGGCACAGGAGCAGCUGCGUGCUCUACGCAAGCGCGGCGAGCCGGCGGCGGCGCGCGGCCUCAUGCCCAGCGUGGCGGCCGCCGCCGGCCUCGUGCCGCCCAGUCUGCACCGCGAGAUGCACUCCUCCAUAUACUCCGAGCUCAGCCUCGACUCCGGCAUCGGCGAUCCGCUCGCACAAUCAAGCAUGCACAAGGUGUUUGAGACCGUGCAGUGUGCAUCGCGGUGGUCGGGCCAGUCUGGUCAGUCGGGCCCCUCGCUGCCCGGCUCGGACGUAGCUGACGGCCCUGCGACGAACGCGGCGUAUCUACGACCGCCCGUCAAACCUUCCAGCGAUUCCUUCCUCGAUGACACAUCGGAUACUGAUUCUGAUGAUCUUUACCCUGGCGGCACGGGCGUGGGUGUCCCCGGCGCGCCGGGUGCGGCGGAGCUGGCGGCGGCACUGCGUCGCCUCACGCCGCAGGAGAUCUACUCGCGCCGCGCCUCGCUCACCGCCUCCCAUGUCUUACGACAUCGUCGAUACACUGAGCGGGACGCGAGCGAGGAGAGUGCUGUGUGGGGCGCGGGCGCAGGCGGGCUGGCGCGGUUUCGUCCGCCACACAAGCUGCAGAUCGUCAAACCUCUGGAGGGCUCCCUCACCCUGCAUACCUGGGCUCAACUCGCCAAGCCCUCUAUGUCAGGUCUUUUAGAAGAACAAGAGGGCGUCGGUGUCCGCGGCUCGCGCACUACUGGUCACGGCAUGCGCUUGUAUCGGUUGUCCGACGUCGAAGAAGACGACGACAUGCCCCGCCUGCCACACUCUAGUCAUGUCUACACAUAUGUGAACAGCACUGUGCUGCAUCCUAACGACGGCAGUAUGAUGAGCACCAGUGCCAGCAGCGUGUGCAGCAGCGGCAUGAGCAGCCUGGCCAGCAGCGUGCUGGGCAGCGCGUGGAGCUCGCGCCUCACCUCGCGCCGCUCGUCCGCCGGCGGCUCGCCCGUGCACUCGCGCCGCGAGUCCGUCUGCCUGCCGCCCUCCCGCGCGCACUUCACGCCCACCGCCACGCCCGCCAACAGCCCGCUGCUCGGCUCCCCCGACACCACGCCGCCCGCCUCGCCCCGCCCCGGCGACGCGCCGCCCUCGCUGCACGCGCUCAUCGCGUCCGGCACCUCCAUCCUGCGCCGCCGCCACCUCGCCUCGCCCGGCGGCGACGGCUCGCCUGCGCCCAUCGCGCUGCAGACACCUGGUUCCCUUUAUACUGGGCUCAUGCAUCGUAGUCCUAUGGAGCAGCUGACGUGCCUCAAGCGCACCCUGCGCUCGCCGGCCGCGCCCGUGGAGAGGCGCCUGGGGGAGCCGGUGGAGCCGCCGCUGGGCGUGCCGGCGCACCCGGGCUCGGGCGCGCUGGACACGGCCGGCAGCAUGGGGGCGCCGGGCUGCCUGCGGCGGCCGCCCCGCGCCCGGGCGCCGCGUCCUCGCUCGGACCUGGGCACGGUGGGGUCGGGGGUGCCGGCGCCUGCGCCGACGGCGCCGGCACACUCCUCGCAAACGUCGGCGUUGGGCACGCUGAGUCUACUGUUUGGCCGGAAGGGUGGUCUCUUGUAGACGAGCGUGUCCAUGGUGAUCCACUAGCGGCGAUGCGUCAUUGUCAUCAGUAGUCGAUUGCAUUCGUUCGUUCACCGUCCCUAGAUUUUGUUUUUUUUUUCUGUGGGACCUUAAAUUAAUUAGUUAUUUUUUUUUACGUUUUGACGUGUGUAUUUUGGAAUUAUUUUGUCGAGUCGAGGUAAGCUCGAGUGCAUUUAUAAUAUGUAAGUACGUCCUGCUUCCGGAAAUAAACUAAUGUGCAGGCACUGAUAAAAAAAAAUACUUAGGCCCAAGUUCACUGGCAACAUAAUCGUCAGUUUUCUUUAAAUAUAAUAAGAAGUUUAUGUUGUCGGUUUACUUGGGCCUUAAUGUAUUGUCAAUUUAAAUCCUCAUUCAUAUCAUUCACACACCAUUCAUAUAAUUUGAGGUUAUUAUUAUAUUACUGCAUACCGGUAGAGGGCGUAGUCGGCUUGCAUUUGAUACUGAGGAAUGGGAGAAGUUACAUUUGAAUUGAACAUCCAGAAAAAACGACUCAUCACACGAAUUAUUAACUUUUACUAUUUUAAUGUUUUAAUACUUAAUUGAUGCUAUUAAUUUGGUAGAUUUUGUAGUUGUAUGAACCAAACAAUCCUGAAACAGAAGUCUGUAGUAUUAUAUAAUUAUUUAAGGGUUGUAAUAUUUCUUAGGAUAGGUGAAUAGUGAGACUUAACACUAGGUUUUGUAGGUGCUUUAUGAGUAAUAAUUUACAUAUUCCCAAAUCUCAUCUCAUUGCGUAGUAUUUUCAUGCUUAUGAUUAUUACUCUUUGUCUAGUUAUAAAUUUUGUAUGUGGUAUUGUAAAUAAUUGAAUUUCCAUUAACUUAGAAGAGUACAAAGUAUUUAUGUUUAUGGAUCCAAUUUAGUGUAAUUCAUAAUGAAUGCGGAAUAACUUAAUUUUGUUUUAUAUAUUGCGAAACUUCUAUAUCUAAUUUCCUUUACCUUCGUAUUGGUAUAUAUUGGCAUUAGUACUGUUAAUUGAUUCUUAUUCGGCAAUUCUUUUGUGUUAAAUUGUUAAUAACAUAGGGUCUGAGUAAAAUAAUGGUGCAUGCCAUAGGAUAAGUAGAACUGAAUUCAUUUUAAAUUAACUGAUCAAUGAAUAAAGUAUUCACAUAAUAUGUGAUGUUAUUUUUUGUUUUUGUAAUAGCAACCAGUUGGUAAUUUAAUUUCACAGAUAAUCUUAAGUUAUUGAAAUUGGUGCUAGAUAAAUAUUUUUCUGCCAGUGAGUUGUUAGUUGCACGAUUACAAUUUAUGUGAUCGUGGGUUGUCACGUGCAAAAAUAUACAACAUAACAUCUUGUUUAUAGGUAAAUAACGACAAAUGCAUGGAAGAAUUUCGAAGUGUUUGCAUAUUUUUACAUGUGAUGACAUUCUGUUUGUUUGUUGUGAAGUUGUAUCAUUCAUAAUCUGGGCCAGGGUUUCACUUUUGUGUUUAUCAACAUAACAAGAAUCAUAAACGUAAGGACGCGGUAAUAUGUGAAAGGGCUGUGAGGUGAUGAGUGUGAGAUAGUUACGCGAGUGCGAGUGUGUAGUCAAAAAUCUGAGAUUACAAUAUUACUACAGUGAGGUAGGCACAAAUCGUGUAGGCUAAGUAAGGCGAAUUUGUUGAUAUUUUGACGAUUAUGAAAAAAGGAAAAUGAUUGAAUUGUAAAGAGAUAUAAUAUAAUUUAUUGAAUGAAAA
Messenger RNA from Helicoverpa armigera (cotton bollworm), 5107 nucleotides. RefSeq names its product milton (gene milt). The transcript is spliced from 12 exons. The record is from RefSeq and is a predicted model, not a curated record. Gene Ontology annotation, biological process: protein targeting; vesicle transport along microtubule; mitochondrion distribution. Gene Ontology annotation, cellular component: mitochondrion; cytoplasmic vesicle. Lineage: Eukaryota; Metazoa; Arthropoda; Insecta; Lepidoptera; Noctuidae. Gene Ontology annotation, molecular function: myosin binding. Bases 1165 to 3414 code for a protein of 749 amino acids.